AUGGCCUGGAGCUGGCGAUGGCAACACCUAGGGCUCUUUCUCGGCCUCAGCUGGCUCCCGACAGGUGAGUCGUGGGGGGCGGCGGGGACCGGAGCUGGAAGGGGGAAAGGUGCUGCCUCCCGAUCUCCGUAAUCUUUCGUCUUUUCCUUGCUGGCGGCAACUGGUUUUAGUAGGUGAUUGUCUCCUAAAGUUUCCUCCCGCCCAAUUCCUUCCUGCUCCUUCGCUUGUUUACAGUACUUUCCUCAAAGGCAGGUUUCCGGGCUAAUCAGGCAUGUUUUAAGUAUCUCCAUAUUGUUUUUAUUUUGAUCUUCUUGGUCCCAGGGUGGAGAGGUUGUAAAAUUGCCCAGCAAUUUUGUGUAUCCCCCCUUUUAAAAUCGUAUUGCUGUAGUUGUAAACUUACAUGCACACAGAGUGGAUACAUAUGUAAAUAACUUAUGUCCUCCACAAAAAUACAAGUAAGAAAGGGUGGAAAUCUAUGUACUAGCUAACAUUUGGUGUAAACAGUUUAGCCACAAUUCUAUUUACUGUACAUAUGUGUAAGCAUGUGAAAAGUUCACUAGUUUAUCUUCCCAUUUCCCUCCUAGAUAUUAGGUGCAGCAUACUUUAAAUAAGAUGUAGAUUAUUAUCCAUAGGACUGUAGCUCUGCUGCUUUGGAGGAAAAUGCAUGUACAGUGCAAUGUGUGAUGGCAAUGAAUUAGACUAGAUGGAGGUUUGCCUUAUUGGUUUCAGUAAGGCUUACUUCCUGGUAAGUAUAAUUAGAACUGCAGUCUAAAUAUAUUUCUCGUGUCUAUAAUUCAAAUGUAAAUUGUAUUUUUAAACAAGUGUCUUCACAUUCUGUCCUGUAUUAACAGUGCUCACUUGAACACACAAAAUAGAAGUUACAGCCGUGCAGCCAAAGAUAGGUUGAGCCCGGUCCUAGUUUAAUUUAUUCCUGAGUAAAUACAUUUAGGAUUGCAAUAAUAAUGUCACAGCCACAAAAAUAACCAGUAUGUGCACUUCUUAAGCCCCUGGCCAUUCAUUCUUGUAAAGGCACUUCAUUCCAACUAGGUGCUGUCAAGUGUGUUUGAGUAAUUCUAUCUAACGCAGUGUUUAUAUUAUGUUAUCUCAAGUACUGUUGAUAUCUUUGGUAUUGUUAAUGUCUUGAAUACUUUUCUAGUAUUAUCGUGUAUACCUAUGAUAGGGAAAACACAGGAGUCUGGCUAACCUAAUGUGUAUUUAAAAGCUGUUUAAUAGUAUUAAAUAGUAUAGCGAUAGUAUUAAAUUGUAUUUGGCUAUAAUUGAGAUUUUCUUUAGAUUUAACAACAACCCUUUCUCUCUUUUCCGCUUAUUUCCUUCUUGGUUAUGUUUUGUCUAAUGCUGUAUAUUGUUUUCUUGAUAAACUAUUCUACUUUUCAUAGACUGUUAGCUGUCCCAAAAACAUUCAUGUUAAUAGUGUGGAAUUAAUAGUAUAUAUCUUAUUUUUGUGGCAAAACCUACACACAAGCCUGCAACCUCCCUAUUGCAUGAGUCAGAAAAAAAUAUUUGUACUCUGUUAAAUUCAAAAUGCUAGAGAAGUCUCAACCCUGAUUUAUCUAUUACAAUGGAAUCAUGUGUGUCAACUCACAAGUAAGAGCCAUUAAAUUCAGUGAGUCUUGCUCCCAGUGAUAGGAUUUCAGCCCAAUUUUAAUUAUUGUAACCCACCCUGGGACCUUAGAGUGAAGAUUGGAGGAAGAAAUUAAUAGUAAAGCUCUGUUUUGCAAGGGCUAGCGUACAGGCCCCAAAACUAGCAUGUUUUCAAAAAUAUACAGGUGCACAUCAUGUGUAACCUAGGGAUAUAGCCCAGGUAGUAGAAUGCCCUUGCAAGGUACAAUGGUACCUUGGUUUUUUAACGUCUCCGUUGAUGAACAUUUCGGUUUCCAAACUCCUUAAAUCCGGAAGUAAAUGCUUCGGUUUUUGAACACGCCUCGGAAGUCGAACAUGCCAUGCAGCUUCCGCUGAGUGCAAAAUCCUGAGGCCUAGCUGUCGGCUAUUGAGUUUUCGGUUUUCGAACGUUUCAGAACUUGAACAGUCUUCCAGAACGGAUUAUGUUCAAAAACCAAGGUACCACUGUACUUAGAAGCAAGCGAUAGAUACAAGGCCAGAGCUCUUCCAGAAAACGAGUUAUUGAAAAAGUUGAACUAAAAGUAGUGAGGGCUGUUCCAAAGAAGAAGAGAGAUUGGGGAUUGUUAGUACCAAAAAUCCAAAAAGGUGGUAGAAAAGGGAAAGUUUUCUUUGACAUGGCAAACUUUACUGAGUGGACAUGAUGGAAAUGGCAUGUGAGAAAGGCAUAAGAGGUGCAAGAAGGACACAGGGCUGUAGCUCAGUGGUAGAAUGUCAACUUGGCAUGCCAAAGAUCCCAGGUUCAAACCUUGGCUUCUCUAGAUAGGGCUGGGAGAGACUCCUGCCUGAAACCCUGGAAAACUACAGCCGGUCAGGGUAGACAGUACGGAGCUAGCUGGACCAAUGAUCUGACUCCGUAUAAAACAGCUUCCUUUGUUGUUAACGAGUACCUAACUGGGAGCCCAGCAGCCAACCAGCCUGCAAGAUCUCCUGAAAGAAAUCCAGAAAACCCAUGGGAAACCCCAUAAUAAUAAUAAUAAUAAUAAUAAUAAUAAUUUAUUAUUUAUACCCCGCCCAUCUGGCUGAGUUUCCCCAGCCAUUCUGGGCGGCUCCCAAUCAAGUGUUAAAAACAGUACAGCGUUAAAUAUUAAAAACUUCCCUGAACAGGGCUGCCUUCAGAUGUCUUUUAAAGAUAGGAUAGCUGUCAGUGUUUGUAAAAAGCAAAAAAAAGAAGGAAAGGGUUCUGACCUCCCUUUGUCUCCUCAGCCUGGUCCUCGGACCCUUGUCUGCAUAAAAGAGUCCACGAGAAUAUCCUUGCAGAGUUUUAUUCUUAAAAGUCUUUGUGCAAAACACGACUGAAUAACUAUACACACCAGCACCAACCAACCCAAACUCCAGCCUCAGCACAAACUAACAUUUCUCACUUUAUAUAUACAACCUGCUGCAGGCCGCUGAGUCAUGCUGACCCAGCUUUAUUCGCAUUAAAGAAACAGUGGCCAUUUUAGCCGUGACAAUAGCUGCUUAUUUCCUUCACAUCUGAAGGGAGGGUGUUUCACAGGGUGGGCGCCACUACCGAGAAGGCCCUCUGUCUGGUUCCCUGUAACCUCACUUCUCGCAAUGAGGGAACUGCCAGAAGGCCCUUGGCGCUUCCUAAAUUAGGGUGCUUGCUUAGAAAAGGCUUUCUUAGUUUAGGGUGCGUAAAACAUCUAAUGCAUGGGUAGGCAAACUAAGGCCCGGGGGCCGGAUCUGGCCUAAUCGCCUUCUCAAUCCGGCCCACGGACGGUCUGGGAAUCAGCGUGUUUUUACAUGAGUAGAAUAUGUCCUUUUAUUUAAAAUGCACCUUUGGGUUAUUUGUGGGGCAUAGGAAUUCAUUCAUUCCACACACACACCCCAAAAAAAUACAGUCCAGCCCCCCACAAGGUCUGAGGGACAGUGGACUGGCCCCCUGCUGAAAAAGUUUGCUGACCCCUGAUCUAAUGGAUUAGCAAACAAAGACCCACAAAAGGGUGUGCUGGUUUGGGUCGGGUCUUUGAAUGGAUUGUUUCCAGGUGAACAAAAGAAAUGUGACCACCAUUUCCUGCUUGGCGAAAGGAAAAUGAGUUUCAGAGUAGAGCUGUAGCGCAGACUGUAGAGUUCUUUGUUAAUUGUUUUAUAGUAUACUUCUCGUGGAGACUCUGAAGGCUCGCGUACGCUUCUGCUUGUCAAGUGCCCAGAAAGCAUGAGUCCAAGCAGUUUUCUGUUUGCCCUACUGCUUUCUCAGGGAAAACCCCACUCCUUAGCACUGAAACACAGCUAUCUGCAGAAAACCAAAUUGACCUUCACUCCGAUUCAGCAGUAAAGAGCGUGUUUUCCUAGGUGAAAGCGGAACUCUGGAUUAGCCCUCACUCUCAGGGUUUUCAAUAGCCAAUGGAUUGGCGAUGUAACAUUUCUUUGAUUGAAAUCACCCUAUUAUAUGAGGGAUCCUUGUGCUCCCUUUUAGUUUCACUGGAGGGUGUUGGUGGGAACCUUUGUGAACAUUUUGUCCUAAUUUGCUUUUCAGAUUACUCUCCCAGGCAAAAUUGAGACUUUUAAGGCACAGUGCUCAUAUAGGGAUAUGCAAGCAUGCUAGUUACCUCUGGCAUCAAAUGUGACUGAAACUAUCAGUUCCCUGUAGGUUGGAUAUGGAUCUUCUCUGCUAUAGCAGGGAGUAUAAAGUUCCAAACAUAGAUUUCCCACAGACUUGGCCAACCUGAAGAACUCACAUUCCCCAUUUGUGAAACUAUUACGCCUCCCCUCCCCUUAUUGUGAGAGGUUACAAGGCCUGCCCUCAUCCCAACUUCUAGGACAUCCUGAAUAAAGCUGUCGUUUACACAGUUUCUUCCCUAUGACAUUUCUUCAUCUAUCUUACACUUGCUUUUGCUGCUGGUAAAUUCAAAGAUUAUGGCACUGCUGUCUUCCAAAGCCCUAUCAAAUCCAGAACUAGGAAAAACUAAGUCCUGUGGGUACAGACCAGACGCAAACUGUAGAAUAUGUCUGCACAGUCACACAAGUAAUGAACCAGUCCUUUAAAAAACUUUAUGUAACUUGAUUUUUGGUUUUUUUUAAAAACUAAAUCUCUCUAUACUUAGUUUGCUGUCUGCAUUGGUAGAUUUUUUCCACCUGGGGCAUAGGGGUGCUUUUCAUAUGCUUACUGAUAGCUGUUGUUCGUGUUCUUCGUUGCAGGUUGCUUCUCCAUCCUGGUGACUGUGCCAGUUGCUGAGCGAUACACAACUUUAUUUGCCUCUGUGACCCUCAGGUGUGACUACAGUACCUCUGCUCCACUGCAGGAUGUGCUAGUUACUUGGCGCUAUAAGUCCUUUUGCAAGGAUCCCAUCCUUGACUACUACAGUGUUGGUGAGUGCCACUGAUUCUUGCGGCCACCACCAAGGAUUGCUCUCCACACACAUGAGAAGAGGCAGGAAGGAGGGAGGGAGCCCCAGGGAAGACAGUUGUUUGACUUGUUGUUCUCCAGAGCCAAAUAAUGGGGAAGUUGAUCUUUUCGGUCUCUGAACCAAAAUGGAUGGAGUGAAAGCUAGAAGAUUCUGCUUUGGGAAAUGACUGCUUGUGCUUUCACUUUUCAGACACUGUGUUAUCUUCGGAAUGCAUGAAACCCUAGAGGGCUCUGUGGUUUUAGGAAAGGUAGCCUUUCACUUUCAGUCAUGCUCUCCUUUGGUUCUAGCACUUUCAAUUCAAAAGGAAAAAUCUGAAGUUUAAGACUAAUUUCUCCUCUAAUACUGAGCUCAACCAGAGAGUGCCGACAAAUUCAGGAAGAGGAUUGAGACUUGUGUUGCACUGCACUGCACUUUGGCCUGUAGUCUGACAUGGAUGAACCCCAGCCCACCUUCUAAGUUGGGGGGCAGGGAGGGACUGUCUUUAACCUCACACCCUAUUUUCAGAGGCACCCUAGAGCCAAUCUGGAACUUGUUGCGAUAUUGGAGAAGGGAUUAUAUCCCACAUUGAAUGAGGAGCAAAGGUCCCUACAGUCAAAAAUGCUGGCAGGCUAUCAAGGCUAGCCAAAAGUUGUGAGCCUUUUACCCAUCUUCCUUCAGUCUGGAUAGGCUUAGUGAGAUGCUCAGAGUUCUUGCAAUCUGAACCAUGAAUUAUAGCUUUCACUAUUGUAAAAUUAGAUUAAAAGUAUUGGGUUUCCAAAGCAUUGUUUUGGUUAUCUGUAUGGUCUAAUGUCCACCAAUUUUUUCUUCCCUCUUUGUGCCAAAUCCUGAUAGCUUAUCCUUGAUUCAGACUGUGAAUGAUGGGCUUGCCAACUUUUUCCAAAUAUAUCCCAAAGUCUCAUCCCACAUUGUUUCCCCAUAUGCCCAGCAAAGUUUGCAGUUCAUACAGCAUCAGAGCUUGCUGUCUCUGGAAGUUAAUUGACUCUUUGGUAAUUUCUCCUCUCUACCCCCAUAAUUUUUUUCUGUUGUUACCAGUUAUAAAGGGACAGGUAAUAAACAUAGUGUGAUCUUUCCUCACUGGAAUUUUAAGGAGCGCUAUUAUGAAUUUAAAACUUUGGAUUUAAAUAAACUGGCAUUCAUUUUGUAAUUCAUCCCCUUUGUUUAUUGCAGCCUAUCAAGCAGGCCUAGCUAUUGGCCAGGACCCUUCCAACGACUGCAAUGACAAUCAGCGGGAAAUACGCAUUGUUGCUCAGAGAAGAGGGCAAAAUGAACCUGUGCUUGGUGUUGAUUACAGACAGCGGAGGAUAACCAUUCAGAACAGUAAGACCAUUUGAGCAGGGGCUGGGAAACUGUGGCCUGUAGAGGUCUCAUUAGUGCUAAGGAAACACAGCCUUAAGCAGCACAAAGUAAUUGUAUCUUAUGGAGGUGUAAAUGACUCGGAAUGUAGUUUCAGCUCUCCAAAAGUCUGUUUGCACAAUAAUUUAUGCAAUUCAGGAAUGUGCUGUCAUGGUAUGAGAAGAAUAUCACCCAGUUGCCUACUUUCGCCAUGCUGUGUUUUUUCUUCAUAGAAGCAGAUCUCCUGAUCAAUGAAGUGAUGUGGUGGGACCAUGGAGUAUACUACUGUAAUGUUGAAGCGCCAGGAGAUACAAGUGGUGACCCAGACAUAGAGGUCAAGCUCAUUGUUCUCAGUACGUAGCACUGUUCUAUUUUUUAAAAUUUUAUUUUAGGGUGACUUCUCUUCAUUUUUUUUCUUACCAUUUAUGAAGUUUUAGAGAACAAAGCAUGGAGCAAAAUGAGCCAUGCUCUGAUCCUAAAGAUGUUUACUUCCAGGGUUAUCGCUUAUUUCAGUCCACAUAUUAAAAGGGGAGAAGAAGACACCAGCAAUUCCUGAUCUUGUGUUGCUGGAAUGCAGCCUACUGUACAAAGACAAGAGCCGUAUCUCUUGCUUCUGGCCCUUCCGAGCCCUGGCAUUCAGUUCUCAAAAGGCUACCUCGAGAUAGGAGGACAUUAUUUCUGUAUGCAGCCGCUGCAGCAAGGAUCCUACUUGCAAAAAUCUGGAAGGGAAAUUACAAUGGAUGCUCGAGUUGCGAACGUGAUCCCUGCGGGAUGCAUGUUCGCAACCCGCGCGUCUGCGCACGCGGGGGUUGCGAUUCAGUGCUUCUGCACAUGCGCAAAGUGCAAUUUAGCACUUCUGUGCAUGCACGACCGCCGAAACCCGGAAGUAACCCAUUCCGGUACUUCUGGGUUUCAGCAGUCCGCAACCCGAAAAAACGCAACCUGAAGCGGCUGUAACCUGAGGUAUGACUGUACAUACUGACAAAGGAAGACUGGCUAAACAAGCUUUUAGAAUUUAUUGAACUGGCAAAACUAACCACAGUAAUAAGAUAUUAAACAAACCAGAAAUUAAGAUCACAAUGGAAAUGGUUUGAAGAGUAUAUGAGCAAACUGUGCUAAAGACAACAUGCUGAUUUGUCUAGAUUAAGCUGGUGAAGUUGAUUCAGAAAACAAAAUAUUAGUUAAAUAACAAUACUAAAAAUGAGUUACAAAUUGCCAUAUAAAUAAGAAUAUAAUAAACAUAAGAAAUGACAAACACUGGUGGAGGAAAGUCACGGAGGUGUAACAUUUAUGUUUGUAUUUUUGUAUUGUUGGUACAGUGGUACCUCGAGUUAAGUACUUAAUUCAUUCUGGAGGUACCACUUCUUAACCUGAAACUGUUCUUAACCUGAAGCACCACUUUAGCUAAUGGGGCCUCCCGCUGUCGCCGCACUGCUGGAGCAUGAUUUCUGUUCUCAUCCUGAAGCAAAGUUCUUAACCCGAGGUACUAUUUCUGGGUUAGAGGAGUAUGUAACCUGAAGCGUAUGUAACCCGAGGUACCACUGUAUUUGAAUGGUUGUAGUUUUAAUGUGUGUGCAUUGUAUAUAAUAAAAUAUAUUUUUUUUAAAAAAAUGCUGCCCAUUAUGCAACGAGCCCUUGGACUGGGUUUCUCUACCCCUGGAAUAAACAAACAGUUUUUGUUGUUACGUCUGAAUGCAGCACUCUGUGUGAACGCCAUGCCUGUUUUGGCCAAGCUGUCUUGUGAGGGAAGAUUGCAGAAAGCUUCCUUUUUGGUGCAGGAAGCUCAUCGUACAGGCAUCUAGUAACAAGAAAAGCAAGGUGAUGGGGGAUGAUAAUAGGUUUGAAUGUCCUCUUUCCCCCACCAGAUUGGCUGACUGUCGUCCUUAUUGUCCUUGGUGGCCUCCUCCUCCUCAUGCUGAUAGGGGUGUGCUGGUGCCAGUGUUGCCCUCAGCAUUGCUGCUGCCAUGUGCGCUGUGCCUGCUGCCCAACUCGCUGCUGCUGCAAUGAGAAAGGUAAAUCGGAAAGCAGGCUGUCUGCCCCUUGCAUUUGUUCCCAGGGAAACAAUAACAACAAAACAGGUGCAUUAAAUCCAAAGUGCUUUAACAACAAGCAAGCCACUUGGACGUCCUCUGUGGGAUUUCAGGUGGUCGUGGAGGGGAAAUACCGGUACUGCUCAGUUGGAAACCUGACUCUGCGUGUUAUCCAAAAUGUACACAAAUAGGAGGGCCUUCGUAGUUUCCUCCAAGUAGUUCACGGUCAUGUUUUAUCCUCGCACCAAGCCUGUGAAGUAGAUUAGAAUAAGAGACCAUGAUUAGCCUAAGGUCACACAGUGAGCUUCAUGGCUGCGUCAGGUUUUGAACCCUGGUCUCCCAGGCCCCUGAUACGAAAUUCUAACCACUAUGCCCCAUCUCUGACACCCCUUUCUGCCAUUUGCGUUUACUCUUCCAGCAAUGUAUAAAUGCUCUCUUCAUGGAACAUGCCAAAGUAGACCAUGAUUUUGUGUUAAGGGCAUUGUGUAGGACAGAGUUUGCUAAACUUUUGGGGCCCAUGGACACAUUUGUGAACCGGAGAAACUGUCAUGAACACCUUGUGUAUUUAUUAGAUUUAUUUCCCACCUUUCGGCAGCACAACACACACACACAUAAAUAUAAUGCAAACUACUCUAUUGGCUACAAUAGAAUGCUCCUUUUGCGCCUAAUUUCAGCAGGGGGAGUGGAGUCUGUGGGCGCCAGGGAAGUCCUCUGCCGGUGCUACAUUGGCAAAGCCCCGGUGUGAAGGAAUUCAGAAUUGUACUUUCAAUGUUAGAAAAUGUGGUUUCUCCAGAGUAAAUAUCCGUCUGAAAUCAAAACCACACAUUUGUUGUGGACAGACUGUAUUGUUUCAUGCCACCCUAAUCUUAGUGGUGCAAGAUUCCAGGGGUUCAAGGCAUUCUAAAUCAAGCAAGGAGGAACCUCCCUGUCACUAAUUUUGGUUUCCAAUAUUGCUAUUCUAUAAAAUGGAGAGAGAGAGAGAAAGAUCUCCACAAUGCUUGAAUGCACCUGUAUGACAUCUCUUGCUUUUUCUGUCCUCUAGUGCUGGAACGACAUCAGUUUAUGAAACAGGCUCAACAACUUUUCCCAUGGAUGACACACCACUCCCAGUCAUCUUCAUAUCAACUAAACCCAUUGCUACAGAGAGGUAGGGCUGCGUCUACAAGUCCCAAGGGAGUGAAUAUAUUACAGCAGUUUAAUGACUUGGAUGCUUGUGGUUUGGCUUGAUGGUGAUGCUUCUCCCAGAGGUGAAAGAGCAUCAGAGGCUACCAACCCAGCUGCUCAGAGGUGGUGAGAUUCAGGGCUGGUUUCAUUUGUUACACUGGCAAGUGGAAGCAUGUAACCUGGUAUCUGUAGAGACUUUGCAUCUUGUUUCCCAUAGUGACAAACCAGUUGUUUUGGAGAAAACCCAACAAAUGUUUCUGGGAAAUCCACAACCAGGGGGUGAAGAAGAGAAACCUCUUCCACUGUUUUGGGGGGUGUUUCUUUUUUCAUCCAUCUGCAAACCUUGAAGUUUCCCAGGCCUACCAGUUCCUCUCUUUUUGUACACGAAUGGAGCAGCCCUGGGCUCCAUGAGGAUCCACACUCACAGAAUUAGAUUUCUAUUUGCAUUUAAGAAAGAUUGCCCCUCUGUGGAUUUCUUUUUGUAAUCCAUUUUUUAAGCCAUCUAAGCUAUUCGCCAUCAUUACAUCUUGUAGCAUAGUGAACUCCACAGAUUAAUUAGGCCUUGUGUGGUGAUGUACUUUAUCUGUCUUGGAUCUACUGUCAUCCAAUUUCAUUGGGUGAUACACACACACACACACACACACACACACACACACACACACACACACACACCGAGAGAGAGAGAGACCACUUUUCUACCCUAGGCAAAAUUUUACAAACUGAGUUGCUUUUGUUUUCUAAACAAUUACUGUUAUUUAUUAAAUUUAUAUACAGCCCUUCACCCAAAGAUCACAAUGUAGCCUUUUCUCCUAAGGAAGGUCCUCUACUUGUUGAUUUCUUUGCCUCCCAUUUUUCUGCACUUUUUGAAGCUGUCUUUUUGGCAAAGGGAUGAUCAAAGCAGGUACUUGCCAAUGAGGUCACACCCACUGUAUAUGCAUUUGGAGCAGACGAAGUUUAAACAAAUUGAUCUGCUGCUACUACAUUUAGUUUGAGUCUCUGUCUUAAUGCUAAAUUGGAAGCCUUUACUUCUGGGCUAGCAAAUCUGUCCCCCCCCCCCCCGCCCCAAGAUGCUGUUGUCCUCUAGCUCCCAUCAGCCCAAGCCAGCAUGGCCAUUGGUUAGGGAUGAUGGAAGCUGUGGUCAAGCAACAGUUUCCCAGUCCCUCUUGACCUGGCUUUCUUUCAUGGCAGGUGUCUUUAUUCCCUCUACCCACCUUCUGUUCCAUAGAUAUGUCUCUGCAGAGCAGUCAGCCACGGAUGCCUCCACUUACCCAGUUGCCAUCCAACAAGCUCUUGGAGCAGCUUGAGUCGGAGGUCAGGAACCUUGGCGUUUCCCAGCCCAUGAUACCUCCACACCGCGUGGAGAGCAGUCGUCAUCCUAGCAUCCUCUCCUCUCUGGGCUCAGAGAUUGUGGAACGCAGAGUGAUCCAACUGCCUCCCAUCAUUGAGCGCAUCCCAUCCUCCCGCAGAACUAGUGGUUCAUCACGACCACGGCGCUCGACAUAUGCCUCGCGACCCCGGAGCCAGGCGAGUGACGACGAGAGGGAGAGGAGGAGGAGGCGCUUGUCUUUGGACGAAGAAGACGAUUCCUACUCCAGUUACGACCGGGAAGUCCGGAACAGACCUAGAGACCGCAUAGUCGAGAGGCAGAGGGCUGGCAGCCAUUAUGACAGGUCUCGGAGUUCUAGGCCAGACUUAUCUCCCAUUUUGCAUGGUAGGAACAGUUCCGAUUCGUAUCCUGAGGAGGAUAGAAGGGAGCGUUCCGCACGGCAUCCCUCUGACAGGAGGUAUUCAGGGCAGCGGGCUUAUCGACCUCUCAGUCAGAGGAGCAGGGACUCUUAUCGCCAGGGCCGCCGCCGCCGCCAUCGCAGCUGUUCUCCACCAUCCCGCCGGGAGUCGUGGAGUUCAUCUGAUGAGUACGAGCGCUUCCAAGGGAACAGCAGGCAGCAUCGCCAGCGCCGCUCUCCAGACUGGCCAGAGAAACCCCCUAGUUACCGCUCGGUAGAAAUCAUCCCAGCCAAAGGCGACAAAGCCAGAAGCCUUGCGGAGCAGCAAUCGGUAAACUAAGUGUGACAAAUAUUAUCUUUCAUAAUCUCAUGGGUUUGUAGCUUUGCACCCUGCUGCAGGCUACUCUCUGGCAGAGGCUGAAGACAGGAACCAUGCAGAAAGGGAUGCCUUGUGCAUUUGCACAGGGCUGCUUUCUAAAACUCGUGCCCCUGUUGAAAGACACGUGAAUAGGCUCAAGAGAAGCAUGGUCAAACUGAUAGCUAUUUCUGAGCAAGGCGAACCAGGCCAUGCUUGCCUCUAGCCUACAAAUGCUUCUUCUUUCCUUGCCCCGACAAGGGCUCAACAAGUUACCAGGACUGGGGCGUGGCAGUGAGUAAGGAAGGGAGAUAAUGGGGAGGUGCUCUGGGGUGGGGGCAGGGAAGCCAUCAGGCUGAGAACAGAAGGUGACACAUCUUUUAAGCCAUUAGGGUGCUUUUUCCAGCUAUUGGUAUGUGGGAGCAUCCAUUCUAGCCCAAGAGCAAAUAACAAAGCAAAGCACUCCAGCCGAAAAUCUUCAGAUUCUCUUCUUGGCCAGCAUGGUGUUGCUAUUCUGGUCUGGGGCAUGGUUUGAGUUCUGGUUUCUGGUUUGAGUUCCAUGCCCCCCCCGGGGGGGGGCGUUGGACUUGCUGGCUUUUUAUUAUUUUUCCAACCUGGCUGCCACUUCUGCAUUGCCUUCUUCUGCUGCCCCAACCCUCCCUGGUAAGUUGCUGAGCCCUUGCAAAGAAGAGAAACAGCAGCUCUAAGUAAGACCACCCAAGCAUUUGCAUGGAAGCACAGUUGUUGUUUUUGCACGUGCUCACUUGGAGCACAUGCAAAAAUGGAGCCCCUUUUAAGGCAAACAGUAGGGAAGCCUUGCGCAUCUUUAGAAAGGAAGCUCUCAGUGGUGUUUGUCUGCAGCAUGCUAGUCAGUCAAACAUUGAUAUGGCCUGGCCCAGUUGAUGAGAGUCAAAACUGCACAUGACUCGUCUCAUGUAGUUCUCCUCCUAAGAGAAAGGUAGUGGUAGUUGUGGUUUUCACAAGUAGCAAGCAAGUGGGCAGGGGUAGGUGAAAAUAUGGAUUAGAAAACUGUAGCAUUAGGGUCAGAUCUGGAUCAGAUACCUUUCCACUCCUGGUCUGAUCCGAGUCAGGGGCUCCACAUUAGCAUUUUCAACGGAACCUUUUUAUGCAGUGCAAAUUAUACAUGCAGGCAGCCCAAAGGUUUACAGCCCCCACCUCCUAAUUUAAGGCCCUAAUCUGGAUCAAGCCCCCACAACAACUUAUUUGUAAAAAAAACAACAACAACAAAAAACCGUGCGCACUCCAAAAACAAGACAAAAUACCUUGCACACAGAGGUGAGGCUGUGAGACUAAUAUCAUGUGCAGCUGGGCCUUAAAGCACCCAGCUGCAGUGGCACUUCGUGUCCCAGCUGAAGGAGGAGAAGACACCUGCUGUGAGACGAAAGGGGCAGGAAUGGUAUAUUCCAGCUUGAUUCACCAAUAUGUGUUAGUCAUUAAUAUCCAAAGUUGUAGAUGGGACGCGGGUGGCGCUGUGGGUUAAACCACAGAGCCUAGGACUUGCCGAUCAGAAGGUCGGCGGUUCGAAUCCCCCUGACCGGGUGAGCUUUUGUUGCUCGGUCCCUGCUCCUGCCAACCUAGCAGUUCAAAAGCACAUCAAAGUGCAAGUAGAUAAAGAGGUACCGCUCUGGCGGGAAGGUAAACGGCGUUUCUGUGCGCUGCUCUGGUUCGCCAGAAGCGGCUUAGUCAUGCUGGCCACAUGACCCGGAAACUGUAUGCCGGCUCCCUCGGCCAAUAAAGCGAGCUGAGCGCCGCAACCCCAGAGUCGGUCACAACUGCACCUAAUGGUCAGGGGUCCCUUUACCUUUACCUAUCCAAAGUUGCAUUGAUGUGAACCACCCUUCUGUAUUGCAUCCGUCUUUAACCAGAGGGAGCUUCAUGAGUGCUAUCAGCCCCAAAGGUUCGAAAUUGUAAGGUUCGAAAUUUUGGAGCUAAUUAACAGCAUCCAUAGUUCGGAUGAGCAUCAUUCAGAUCAAGCAGCCUCAAAUGAGACUGUGGUUGGGUUAGCCCAGUAGGGAAGGUAUUGCUGUUUAACAGCCUGGGAGGGAGGGAGGGUGAGAAUGAAUUAUCAGUGACCUGUUGCACUGUCCCCCGUUAUAGCUGCUUACCAGCUGCUUACUAGCUUUCUUUUUCUCUUCUAGGAAAAAGGCAGUUCUCGCAGCGGAAGAAGCGUUGUCAUCUAG
Molecule: messenger RNA, 13794 nt
Organism: Podarcis lilfordi (Lilford's wall lizard)
Lineage: Eukaryota; Metazoa; Chordata; Lepidosauria; Squamata; Lacertidae
Source: the annotation of a GenBank genome assembly